AUAUUGACUUCAUAAAAUCUCUCUUGUAUAAUUCACUUUUUAAAAUGAAAUCAUGGCUCUCCAAACGCAGGUGCAGACAUUGACUUCAAACAUGCGGAGAACGAUAUCGCAGGCACAGUAUUAUACCUGGCUUCCAUGGCUGGCAAUGUAGACAUAGUGAGUCUGCUGCUCCGCAAGGGGGCGUCUGUGGUGGAAAGAACCGCUUCAUUUGCCCCACUUCAUGCAGCAGCUUUGAAAGGGAGGGCAGAAGUGGUGGAAUUACUGGUGCAGCACGGAGCAACAUUAGACAUACAGGACGGCUACAAGAACACACCACUCAUGUAUGCUUGUGGCUACAACCAUGUCGACACAGUUCGGCGACUGAUUGAGCUCGGAGCAAGACCUGAUUGUCUCGACGGUUUUAUAGCCCGUAGGUUGGGAAAACCAGGCGGAAACCUUAACGAGGGUUUUAUGCUGGUACACGAGGCGAGGAAGACCAAGCUGUUGAGAUGCUGCAACCCUAGGUGUGGCAAACCAGGCAAAAGGAAAACCCUGAAGCUGUGUGCCGGGUGCAAGCUGACCCGCUACUGCAGCCGUGACUGUCAGAUACAACACUGGUCUGUCGGACACAAGAAGUGCUGUGGGCAUGAUGCGUAUUCUGACGAGCAAGCCAACUCCUUCCGGGAUUGGGCUUCCUCACUGGCAAAUCACAUUGAAGAACAUGGACAAGAAUCAAGUGUACAACUUUUACAACGUUCAGCGGCGACAUAUAUAAACUGAUAAUUCGAUAUGAAGCGGUGUUGAUUACACGAUACUAGUACAUCCAUUUUGAAUGUAGUGGACGAUCAGUGCCAUGUUAAUAUUACUUUUAAUACAAGUAUCAUUGUGAUGGCGUCUUAACUCUUAAUGUAGAAAAUAACAUGGCAUGUUUUCUUGUGAUUUUGAGUACACAUGUACUCAAAAUGUUCAUGCAGUUUGAUAUUUUUGAUUCCCCUAAUCUUGUUGAAGAAAGUUAAGUUAGAGCACAAUAUAGAAAGUAGGAUUUUUUUACAAAGCCACUUUUGUUGUAAACACUUUUCUAGCCUGGAUUCCAGACUGUUACAAAGGCAUUGAAAGGCCUCGGCUCUAGAGUCUUAAGCCGACUUGGGGACAUGUUGUCCCUAGAGCCAAUGAGUUGGCCUGUAUAGGCCCUUGAAACAGUCUGGCAUCCAGGCUACCAUAUUUUCGUUUUCUAUUUGUAGAUAGCCUGUGUUUACACAAGCUCUCGCCGGCUGGGCUUAAUGACCCCCUCCCCCCGAGGGAGGCGGCAAUCUUAGGGCCGGCCGCUAGGGGCGCGAUUUUAGUCAGGCUACUUUGUAGAGUGUUGCUAGAUCAAUGUCACUGUUGACUUGUGUACUCUGUUGUUACAUCAAUGUCACUGCAUAAUCACUGAAUCAUUUUCACAUAAUAAGAUUAACAGAACAGACUGAUGAGUUACGGUGUGGUUGUAACAACAUGUGGUAUUGUUUAGCCAUCUUUUAUAAUUACUACAUUUGUACGAGGCGGCAUGGCUUCUUUGAUAGGAAAACUAUCUGAGUGAUACUUUUUAGUGUGGCCAUAAGGUAUCCUGAAAAUACUACAUAGUGUUAUGCCAGGACCCCUAAAAUACCCCAUAACAGUUAUUAGAUGGAACAUAAAACAACGAUCUAUCCGUCGGACCUCUGUAACAAUGAUUAUGAUAUUUUUACCCGAAGGCUAAAUGCAAGUAGAGACUAGUAUAGAUCUAACAUCAACGAGGCAGACCAAAACGGAGAACGAUAUAGCAUGCAGUGAAUCCGACAAAUCGUAAUCUCCUAGCAGAUCUUGCGUGGCAUAAGACAGUAUCAUAGACUGGGGAAGGAGUUUAGCUGAUGUCGGCUAAAUUAACUCCUUCCCCGGCCUUUGAUACUGUCUUAUGCCACGCAAGAUCUGCUUGGAGAUAAACAAAUCGCACAACAUUCAAAACUUUUACCCCGCAAGUGCUCAAGACAAACGUGUCAGGCUCGCUAGGUAACUUAGUUUUUGAUUGAAAAUUGAGGCAUGUUGGAAAUGAAGCAGACCCAACGGCAGACAAUCACUUCAUUGUGUUCUGUGCAACCAGAUCUGAAAUUCAACAAUUUUGAAGUAAUGUAUGCCCGAAGUGAAAAUGAAGUGCUGUGCGCGAUUGAAGUGUGGGAGUAGGUACUAGGAUCAAACAGACUUGAAGUGUGAAUUAAACUUGAAGUAAAGAAGA
This is a messenger RNA of Branchiostoma floridae (Florida lancelet), 2230 nucleotides long. RefSeq names its product poly [ADP-ribose] polymerase tankyrase-2-like. The coding region runs from base 136 to 759 and encodes 207 amino acids. The transcript is spliced from 4 exons. The record is from RefSeq and is a predicted model, not a curated record. Gene Ontology annotation, molecular function: protein binding. NCBI's taxonomy places the organism in Eukaryota, Metazoa, Chordata, Leptocardii, Amphioxiformes, Branchiostomatidae.